Messenger RNA from Fomitopsis serialis, 1818 nucleotides. RefSeq names its product P-loop containing nucleoside triphosphate hydrolase protein. The record is from RefSeq and is a predicted model, not a curated record. Gene Ontology annotation, cellular component: endoplasmic reticulum membrane; signal recognition particle receptor complex. Gene Ontology annotation, biological process: SRP-dependent cotranslational protein targeting to membrane. The transcript has 11 exons. Bases 1 to 1818 code for a protein of 605 amino acids. Gene Ontology annotation, molecular function: GTPase activity; ATP hydrolysis activity; GTP binding. Lineage: Eukaryota; Fungi; Basidiomycota; Agaricomycetes; Polyporales; Fomitopsidaceae.
AUGCUCGACCUCUGUUCCAUUUCACACAAGGGCGGCCUCGUCCUGUGGUCCCGCUCCUUCACCCCCGCCGCUUCGCAGACAGCAGCGUCCUCCGCGUCACCCGUCAACUCCCUAAUCCGGGAGGCUCUCAUUGAAGGCCGGACGGCGGAGAACAAGUACGAGAAGGAUGGCUACUCUGUCAAAUGGACGUUCGUGAACGAUCUCGAACUUAUUUUCGUCGUGGCAUACCAGCGAAUUCUGCAACUGACCUACGUCGACGAGCUGCUCGCUGCCCUCAAGACACUCUUUGUCAAACUUUUUGAACCGUUCUUGGCCACCUUCGUUGCCUCUCUGCACGCCGCCAGUAAUGGGAAGUUGUCUGCCGGCGCGAACCAGACGGCGACUACGUGGAACUUCACGAAGGCAUUCGACGGCUGGGAUGGUAUAUUCGACAAGCUUCUCAGAGGCCUAGAAGACAAGGCAGCUCAGGACCGGAGGGCGCGCGUGGGCCAUGUCCCUCGUCCUGCCAUCGAUUCCAGUCCGCCAUCCGACGAUCCUAGCACGCUCCCUUCGCAUGAUAGCGAAGCAUCCGUCGAUGAACAGCAGAUAGCGCGCAAUGUCCAGGCCUUGAAAAACCGCCUUCGCGGGAGAGGCGGACGAAUGGGCAAGCGCGGGGGUGGCCGUGCGGAUGUAGGAAACGGGAGAGACAGUCACCCCGGUUCCGAUUCCGACACGCCCACCAAGCGCAAGCCCAAGAGUAAAGCGCAACGUAAAUGGGGCGAUGAAGCUCCAUCCGAGUCCGAUAUGGCCUCGCUAGAUUUCAGCUAUGAGAAUAUUAACGGCAGUGAGGCCGCGUCAUUAGACCUGUCGGCGCUCGUAGACAAGGGGUCUCUCGGAAUCCGUACCCAGGACGGCCUCUACGAGGUCAAAGACUGGGAGUUCAGUAAGAACAGUGCGGCAGACGAUGUCAUAUCGAGAGUGAUUCAGGAUGGUGGUGGACCAAGUACGAAACCUAACGCGACAUCGGGGUCGCUUGGGGCGCUGGGCUCCAUUUUUGCCCGGCUUACCGGAUCGAAGGUCCUCACGGAAGAGGACCUGAAGCCAGUCCUCGAAGCCAUGAAGCAGCAUUUGAUGAAGAAGAAUGUGGCAAGGGAUAUCGCAGAAAAGGUUUGCGAGGGCGUCGGCGAGGGUCUCAUCGGCAAGAAAGUCGGCGGAUUCCAAACGACGAACGCAGCCGUCCGACAGGCGCUUUCGAACUCACUCACCAGAAUCCUCACUCCGAAGACGUCAACAGACCUGCUCUUGUCUAUCCGUACGAAGCUUUCAUCGCCCUUGCCAUCGACACAGCAGAGGUUACCCUACAGCAUCACAUUCGUCGGUGUCAACGGCGUUGGGAAGAGCACGAACCUUUCUAAGGUCUGUUUCUGGUUGAUCCAGAACGGCCUGAGGGUGCUUAUCGCUGCCUGUGAUACUUUCCGGAGCGGCGCCGUCGAACAGCUUCGAGUUCAUGUUCGGAACUUGAGUAUGCUGGGAGUGAAUGGAGCCACCAAUAGCAAGGGCCGAGUGGAACUCUACGAACGAGGCUACGGCAAGGAUGCUGCUGGUAUCGCCAAAGAGGCCAUUGCGUAUGCGCGAGACAAUGAUUUCGAUGUCGUGCUUAUCGACACGGCUGGCCGGAUGCAAGAUAACGAGCCUCUCAUGCGUGCCCUGGCCAAGCUGGUCGCUGUGAACAGCCCAGACAAGAUCAUCUUCGUCGGCGAGGCCCUUGUCGGCAAUGAAGCUGUCGACCAACUGACAAGUUCGAUCGGCCCUACGCGACUUCUCGGCGUCGUCGGGUAG